Messenger RNA from Macrobrachium nipponense, 7305 nucleotides. RefSeq names its product reticulophagy regulator 3-like. Gene Ontology annotation, biological process: reticulophagy. The transcript has 7 exons. Bases 4 to 1524 code for a protein of 506 amino acids. Lineage: Eukaryota; Metazoa; Arthropoda; Malacostraca; Decapoda; Palaemonidae. Gene Ontology annotation, cellular component: membrane. The record is from RefSeq and is a predicted model, not a curated record.
GUCAUGUGCGCAGCUCCAAGAUCAGUGUUAUUGUUGUACCAAUCGAGUGUAGUCAUGUUUUCUUGGAAGUCCGCCAUUCUAAGGCUGUGGCCUUUCAAAAGUGAAAAUUCUGACCCGUCUCCUGUGAAACCCGACACACGAAAGUUGAAUCGCGUACUGGGUCCAUGGGAAGCGUAUAUGGUCACCUUACAAUCGAUUCUUAUAUGGGAACGUCCAGGAACGAGUGCUGUGGCUGUUGUGGCGGUGAACGUUCUUUUCUGGUUACUGGUCUGGAGCGAACUCCGCAUCAUUUUCGUCAUGGCCGUGACAGCGCUGCUCGUGUUCCUCCACCAGCAGUGGGUGCAUUCUAUUUGGCCCGAGAUACGCGUCCCAAGGCCAGAACCCGACGAUAGCGAGGAGUGGACGCCCGUGCAUCCCAGGGAGAGCCGUCCUCAGCCUGACACAGCUGCUUCUGCUGCGGGAGGAGUGGUGGAGGGACGUGAAUUCACCCACGUACUCAGUGUCCCUGAAAUCAGUCAGUACGUUGAAGGCUUUUGGCGAUGCGUAAGGGACAAUUACAACUGGCUCCUCCAUCUUCGGCGAGUGCAGCCCGCCCUGUUCUGCGCCAUUGUAUCGACGGUGCUGAGCGUCUUUGCUGUCAUGGGUCACCUGGUCCCUGGAGUGGUGCUUCUGUAUGUCUUACUGAUGUUAUUCAUGACAGGACCAGGAAUAGUUUUACAUGUCCUGCCCGACAGUUUCUUCCAGAAGAUUGCCAGAAUUAGGGCAGCCCUGAGAGGAGAAGACUCUCAGAUGGAUACUUCUAAUAUAUCCAUGGAUAGUGACAUCAAUGAAUUUCUACCUGAACUAAGAUCAGCUGAGGCACAGGCUGCCCUGGAUGUUCCUCUAACGAGCCAGGACCCUCCCGAGGUUGAACAGAUGGUGGAGGAAGCCUAUCUACAGGAGGAUGAGAUGAACAGCACCACCAGGAAGAGACGUAGGGGAGAUGGGACUACUUAUUUCGCAAGUGGUCUUCCCGAAGAUUUUCCAUCUUACGAUAAUGACAGCGUAGAAGAUCUGGAUGGACCUGAUAUUGAUUUACCAGAGGUGCCCCAGAUUGUCCCAGAAGCUUCUCACAGCAGACAAGGAAGUGAUCAUUAUCAAAUGAAAUUUGUGUCAUCUCAUUUUGGUGACAGCAGUGAGGAAGAUGAUGACUUCACAGAAGGCCUUACUUUUGAGGCACGGAGUGAAGUAAGACCAGAAAUCCAGCAUCCGCAGACUUCCAUUCCCGAGGAAGUCAAUCCCUUAGGGCAGUUAAUGAGUAGUAUGAUUGCUCAAAAUGCAGGCAAUGUAUUGUCAGCUCUUGGACAGAACCUUGUGACAUCUGUGAUAGGACAAAGUGUUCAGUCUGAAUCUGUAAGCAUUCAGCAACAGCCCAGACAACAGCUUUCCUCCUCAGCUAGAAUGACAAGGUCAUAUGACCAGCAACAAUCUGUCACAGAUUUGGAAGAAGAUUUUGAACUAAUUUCUGAUGAAGAGUUUCAGUGAUAAUGCACAUAAAAGGCCUUUUGGAGGCAUCUUCUGCUACGGUGGUGAAAAAUAUUAUUAGUGUUCAGUAACAUUUACUUAUUAGAUCAAGUACUGUAAUUGUGAUGUUUGUUUAGAAAACGUUUGUAAGGAAACAAAAUCGUGAUAGCUACUUAUACAUUUUUUUAUGUGAAAGCUUUAAAUGCCUUAAAAAUAAUGAAGCACCAUGAUAUUUUGUUGGUGUACAAAAGAGUGGCAAGUAAUGUGCACUGCAUACUUCCUGUUUUCCUUCUGUCCAUUAUGAUGGUUUUGCUUCUUAAGAGAGAAAACCUGGCUUUCCUCAGUUUGGGUGCAAGUAUUAUACCAUUUCAGUUUUUUCUUUUUUUGCAUCCAAUAGUCUACCUAUUUAUUUAUUUAUUUAUUUUUAUUCUACUAUUAUGUUAAAAACAUAAUUGUUAAUUCAUUAAUCAAUAUUUUGCAUUGUAUGUCUGAGUGGAUGCGCUUGAGAUGAAUUCUAUUGUGGAUUAUAGUCACAACCAAGUUUAAACAGAAUCUUUGUAAACAGAAAAAAAGACUUUGUGUACUUUGCAAGCAUUCCUUUGAUUAUUUCACUGUAAUUCAUUUUGCAUUGGUGUAAACAUUUUUGUUAUAGUUCAUUUCAGCCCCAAUAGCUCAAUGGUAACAUGGUACAUGGAAGACAGAUAAUAAAUAAUAGGAAGUUAUGGCUAAAAAUAUGUUAUUUUCAGUUUUGUGGUACAUAUUUGAAAAUAUUUAUUACAAAUAUCCAUGGCACUUGAAGGAGAAAGAUUGAGGUCACAAAAGCACUAAAAAAUCAGGCAUAGAACUUAUUAUUUCGUAUGAGUUAUUUGUGUACUCUAUUCUUUUGGAAACAGGUAUCAGAAUUCAUAAUCACCAUUAUUGGCUUCAUGUUUUCCUUUAAUUGGGCUAUAUGUUUGUGAAUUCUGCCCUCCUCUAAUUAAUUGUCCUUGCUGGCUGAAUUUCAGUUUGUCCAGGUCUUCAUUUAAGUUGUUCUCUGUAAUUUUUUCCCUUGCUAUUUAUUUUAAUCAGUAUUCCUAUACAUUCUACUACUUCACCAACUGCUCCUCUUCCCUCUUGCAUCAAGUAUGAAGUUUAUCACAAAAAUCAUUGAGUUUUUUUUUUUUUUUAAACAAGCAGUCUAUUUUCAUUCAGGAUACCUAAUUUUCAGGUCAUCUCCAUUUUUGUCAUAUUAGCAAUGCUUAAGGGGUAAUAGUGGUGAGUGAUUACACUGAAUGGAAGAUUAAAAAUUUCAUUACUUCAUGUUUUUUGCAGUUUAUGUGCAAUCCCGUAAAAAUGCCGUUACUCAAGUAAUACCAUAAUUAUUUGGUAGGCAAAAAGACCAAAGUCUAAUCCUAAUUUCAAAAUGGAAGAGCAGCUCUUAAUUGUCAGGUGAGAUCACUCACUACAAGAAGCCAACUGGCUGUAUUUUUUGCUAAAGUGAUGGUCUCAAUACAGGUAGUAGUUUUUCCAAUACAGGUAGAAGUUAUUUCAUUUUUUCUCUGAUAAAGCUUUCAGGAUUAUAACCCUUAGAGAUGAUGGGAAAUCUUUCAUAGAUGAUUGUUAUUUCCAGGCCAGCCAGACUCUGGAUAGAAACUUACAGAUGCACUAACAGACAAUAAAAUGUUCAUUUGGAAUUUACAAUAGCAUCAGUUUUGUGGUAAUAUACAAAAGCAAGGAUUUUUGCAGAACGCUUGUGGCUGUAAAGAAGACUACUUUAUCUUAGUUUAUUGCCCAAGUCAUUGAAUCCCAGAUAAAUUGGAGCUAUGUAACCUGCCAAAGUAGCAUCCUAUUUGUGACAGAGUAGUAUGAUUCAUAUUGUACCCUCUUAUUAGGUGGUGUCGGGAGGUAGGUAGAUCACUUGUUGCUGUUGGUAAUUGUAGAUAUUACUACUGCACCUUAAAAACUGUGGUUCCCAAGUUAGUAGUUUUAGUGUCAUUACUAAUUUGAUGGGUUCCUUCAUGCUAAUUUGAUAGGUUUCUUCCCUCUGAAGGCAGAAUUAAUACCCUCCUUAACAGCAGCCCACCAUUCCUAAAGUAAUAGGUUUGUUUUUCUUUUGAACCCAUCAAAACUCUUCAGUUUGUUUUCUAGGUCAUUCAAGUUAUUUCAGAGCCCUCCUCCCACCCAAGUGUGAUUUUCCUGUGAUUGCUCUACUCAAGUGAAAAAAUAAAGACCUAUAACGAUGCAUGUUGUAUCUACCAAAUAAAGAACUGUAACAAUGAAUGUUGUAUCUGCCAACUAACAACUGCUUUUCUUAGGAAUGAGAUGUAGAAUUUGGUCUUUUUACCAUACCAGGCAUGACACUGCUGAGGGUUUUGUACAUACACCUUACGUAUAGGAAGGAACAAAUUUUUUUUUUAUUUUCUUUUUUUUGUAGUAGCAGUUAGAUUACCCUGUACAUGAAUAAAAGUAUUUUGUAGGAAUUUCAGAGAUGUACUUUAGUACUUAUUGUAGGACUAAACUGAAGGAAAUUAGUUCACCAAAAAAAUUCUGGUACAGUAUUUGAAUCCAAGUACUGUGUUACUGUACAGAACAGUAUAUUUUUAUUAGGAUAUUUUGAUAGCUUGGUAGAACGAUUUUAAAACACGUUGAAUGUAAAAAGAAUUAAAAAAGGAAGUAGCCUGACAGACAGUGUCAGGGCCACUUUAAUAAUAAUCUAAAUGUGGUUAUGGUUUUUAAGACAGUAUUAUUGCAUUGAUGGUAUGUAUCACGCCUUAGUAUUACUCUUCUAAACAAGAGCUUGUUUUUGGUAAAAACUAUAACUUUGGAGCCCUGAAUUAUGCUAGCAAUGCUAACUACAUCUAAAUUCUGAAAAUGAACUCCAUGCAUCAUUACAUGUUCCACUUUUGCUAGUGUCACAAAUCCAAAUUAUUUAAAUAUAAAAGUAUAAAAUUAUAUUUAGAUGAUAAUCCUUUUGAUCAGAUUUCUCUUACCAUAUCUGUGUUCAAGAAAAAUGUUUUUCUGUUAGGUUUUGAAUGUCUGUUGGUGUACAUUUUAAGGUAACUAUGUGUUAUUUUAUGUAUUAUGUAGAUUGUACCUGAGUGACGUGAAUGGUAGGCUAGAUAUGUAAAAUGUUUGAUAAAAUUUGGCUUCCCAAUCAUAGGAUGUUGAUAAAUGACAUCUGUAGAGAUAGUUAUUUUUUUUAAUCAAAAUUUUCUAUUGCAUAUACAGCUUUGCAAAUUGUGUUGAACUAUUACUGUAUUUUUCUGUUUACAAAUUAAUCAAUUAGGUGUGCCCUAUUUGAAUUCAAAAUUGGAAUAAAGUGAUCUAUUCAGAUUUAAAAAUGUCCAUGCAACAAAGUUUAUCUUAUUGAAUCAUUUUUGUCAUUUGUUAAUCACAUUCAGUUGACCUACUUGAUACUUGGAAAGUAGACAAAUUAACUCUGACCAUGGAUAUAUUUGUAGUGCAACUUCAGUAACUAAACUUGCGUGAGUGAACUUUGAUGCAGUUUUUGGUUAAACGUUUUAAUACUACUUCCUAUAUCUUUGAUCCAUUGAUGUGAGAGUCGAGAAUUGUCACCAAGUGGUCAAGGUAACUUCCAAUUAAUAGUUUGUUCAUCUUUAAUGCUAAGGGAACUGAUGUUCCAAUUCUUUUAUAUUGGUAUUAUAAGACUUUUGGAGGUUACUAACAUUGAAUGUUGAGUAAUGUACAGACAGAUUUUGCAUCAAGUAAUGUUUAAGUACAGUGUAAAUUGGAAUUCUGGGGUUAGGUAUUUAUGAUUAGUGUAUUCAAAGUAUGUCAGUUGAUCUUCAUGACAAGAGGUAGGUUAGAGUACAUGGUUUUCUUACUUUACAUAUUUAGGCUUUGAUGUUACAUGUAAUCUCCAGGUACAUUGUAUCAUGGAAUCUAGUCACCUUAUAUAUAUAUUUACAAAAUUUGAAAUGGUAAAAUUAUAGUGUAUCAAAUACUAUUUAAAAAAUUUUAUUAUAAAAGGAAAACUCAUUAUUUGGCAUUAGAAAUAGCCUAGUGGCAGUUAUUUCAGACUUUAAAUCAAGUAUCUUUAAACUGACUUCUGAAGAGUAAUUUUUUUUUUUUUUUAAUAUUUAUAUUUAGAUUUGAAAAACUCAAUCAGUUAUUAGCUUAUUUCUGAAAGAAAAAAAUGUACUAUAUUUUAUUAAUACACUGAACAGAUUCCAGCAAUGAUUCGUGUCUUUUCUAUAAUUUCAGUUCAGCAGAUACAUUUUAGGCUUGGUGCCUAGUGACGCCUAUGGCAUACAACUUAAGAUUUAAUACUUGGAAAAUAAUCUUAAGUGUUACUUAGAAAAUAUUCUAAGUAUUAUGGAUAUAACUACUCAAAAGUUUUUAAUAACUGUGCACUACUAUAUCCUUUGGAGAAUAUCUUUACUAUCCACUAAACACACUACUUGGCUGGAUCAUUGAAUCUUGUGUGAUAGUGAAUCUGUAUUCAUCAGUGCAAUUACAGAGACCUUGAAGAGAGGCAUUAAGAUUUAUACUUUUUUAUACGUGUCUGUAGUAUAGCCAUAAAAAAUUAAAGUAGUAUGUACUUGAAUAUUGUUAUUAAUAAUUUACUUGGCUGCAGUGUGUUAUGUGAUUUAAAUUUAUUAGAAUGUAAUAAUUAAUUUAGGCCACACUGGCAUAUUGUUUUUGGAAAUAUACCAGUAAAUUUGUGGUAGCAAAUUUUCAAUGUACUCUUCUGUAUUAUGUUUGUAUAUUUGAAGGUGCAGUUGGCAUGUCAAAAUCAAAAUAGGGUUUAAUAUUUUGUAAGAAUGUGCUUCUGUAUGCAUCAGAAAUGUUGCUAUGAUGUUGGCUGCAUAAAUUUUUUAAAAUAUUUUUAAAGCCAAUAUUUUUGAAGUUUUAGCAUAACACCUGGCUGUAAUAGUGUAUUUAAUAAUUUAAAAUAAUGUAAGGUUAAACUGGGUAACAUUCUCUACAGGCCUUUAUUGACAUGUAGCAUUGUCAGGAGUCAGAAAAAUAACGUAUUGUUUUGUGUAUUAAGUACAACCAAUACUAGAAUUAUUAUUAUUUCUAUGCCAUUUUUUAACUUGCUAAUAUUGAACAUUAUGAUGUAUUAACCCAUUCACUGCAUAAACCACAAAAUGUACACUGGGGCAGUUUUUUUGUCAAAUUUCCUGUUAUUAAUUUCGGUGAGGAAAUUUAGUUUACUUGAAAUGAUAGGAAUUUGUAUGUAUGGAAAGCUCUUAUAUCAUGUUACAGUGUUAAUUGAAAAUUUUAAGCAAAAUUACCAUAUCCAUUAUGGCCAGUAAAAUCUUUGCGAACAUAAUUUUAGUAAGGCUACAUUUCUAAUGAAGGGAGAAUCAUUUCUGUAGCAUUGAACACACUUCAUAUUUUAAAGUUUGCCAGUAUACACACAUUUUUCUUCCUUUCUGUCUUCCAUAUGUGAAUAUAUUGCAGCAUUUUUAGAUAAUUAUGUAAUUGUAAGCUUCUAUCAUACUUGGUUGUGACUUGUAGAAAUUCAUUGCUAUAUUUAUGAAUGACAAAAUUAAGAAAUGGUGGCAUGUCCAUUCCCCAGCCGCAAAACUAGUUCACCUCUAAUAUAACUUUCUUUCUGUGGGAGCUGUAGAUAUAUUGACAGUUUAUACUGCAUAUUGUGAUAUGUAAUAAGUUUUGUAUAGGUCUGUAUGUAUUAUAUUGUAAUACCACAUGGGUUUUGAUAUUGUAGAUUUGUCUUUAUGUUAAAUAGUGUAAUUCAGGCAAAUCAUAUUUUAUUUUAAUUAUUGCACCCUAUAUAUAUAUAAAUAUAUACAAAAUACUUGUAACUUUGUGAAAUAACAAUACACAAAUGAA